Molecule: messenger RNA, 6375 nt
Organism: Zootoca vivipara (common lizard)
Lineage: Eukaryota; Metazoa; Chordata; Lepidosauria; Squamata; Lacertidae
Source: RefSeq, a predicted model, not a curated record
CAUCAGCCCCAGCUAGCCAGGGGCCAGGGACAAAGAGAAUUGUAACCAUCCCUUUCCACUGGCCAUGCUGGCUGAGGCUGAUGGGAACUGGAGUCCAACAUUAUUUAGAGGUCCCCAAUCCCUGCUAGAGAAACAACUAGAGCACCAUGCAUCUUAACAUCCAGUUCCUGUUUGAAAGCUGCUUUUGGAGUAGCCAAAAGUACAGGGAGAAGACUCAAGCGAAGGGAAGUUUACAUACCACCAAUAAAACACUACCAUCAAUGCAUGGAAUCUAAGCGACAGAACACAAAAGGGAAAAGAGAUGGGGACAGAAGAGGAAUAAUUCCAACUUGUGCACCAAUUCUUAAGUUAAUUGUAGCUGGAAUUGGGAACAGAAGAGCCAAAUGGAACUGGUCUUCCAGCAGAGCUGACGGAGAAGCCCUCAUUCCCUUUAUUCCAUCUGCUGCAGCCUGAUGGCAUAGCUGCUGCCAGGUGACAGUUGAGGGAGAAGCUAAAUAGAUCUGUAGUAUAGCUUAGCUACAGUUCUGCCAUAUGUGUGGUUUAGCUCUGUUGGGAAAGAUGAACACGCUUGUCUCAUGCACUUGAAGCACAUAUUAGGAAAUAGCUGUGUUGCUUUGGCAUAGUUCCCAGGUAGCUCUCGAUACAGAAUGAAUUCACUCCUUUAUUUUUAAGUUUUCAAAAAAAGCACUGAAAGUGUUGGGCAAACAUUUCCUUCUGUCAGGAUCUGAUAAUUCAGAAGCACAUAUUUACAGCUCUGUUGGGUGUCAUAUCUCUCCACUACUGUGCAUCCUUAAAUACUAUAGCUUAUAUACUUCCUGUCAAGCAAGUCCCAGUAUGUGGGAUUUCACAAGUAAAUUUGCAUAGCUAGGGAUUAUGGGAGUUGUAGGCUUUCCUCCUCCCUGCUCUAUAGCUGUACCUUGAAAGUUGGCAAGGCUGGCUCAAGAGUGAUUUGUUUCUCCAGAUUACCCAGAUUUUCACGAGACGUCCGUCAUCCUAGUUCCUUAUUCUAGACAGCAACUUCAGUUUCCAGACUAGGUAUGACUGGCAAAAUACCACUUGCAAUAUUAGUUUUUAUUUUUUUAAUAAAACAUUGCUUUUUGGUGCUGCCUCCAAUUGUUUUAAACAAACAACCAAACAAUGUGUUGUUAAUUGUGAACCAAACUGCUCAGUUCUGCCUUCAUUUAAAAGCAUGUUCUGGUUUCAUCCAUUGCUGGGUAGAACAAGCAGCUAGCUGCAGGCUUACAUCAAGAGCCACGUGGUUGGCCACAGUGAGAACAGGAUGCUGGGCUCCGGUGGACUAUUGGCCUGAUCCAGCAGAGCUCUUCUGUUAGGAAGUGGACUCUGGCUCCUGGAAGCUCAUGCCACAAUAAAAAAACACUUGUUGGUCUUGGCACCACAAGACUUGUUGAUUUUGAUGCCAACAGUCCUAACACAUCAAACCCCUCUGGAAAUUGUUUACCAUGUAAGACGGGAUAUAAUGAUGAGGAUGACUAUUAAAUACUUUUCUACUCGCUCCCGAAACGAGCAAUCAUGCAAUUUGUGGAAAGUGUGAGAGCCCUCAUCAUGAUCUCACGGUACACCCCGUGUGUGUGUGUGUGAAUGAAAAUAAGGAAAACGGGGGCCAAAAUAAGAGAAAGUUGCAUGGAAGAGCUGCCCUGCCUUUGGCACGGCAGUAGGAACGGCCAGGCAGAAUUUCAGCCGGUGCAGAUUUCCUUCCUAUCCGCAGCUUUGGCCAAAGCUUUACCUGCUGAACAUCUUCCUGUUAUGCUUGCUAUUAAAAGAGCAGAGCUAGUCUCGGCUGACGGAGCCAGCGCAUGCGCUCCGCCAUCUCAGCCCUCCACUUCGCGGCUGGGAUCGGAAACAGGAAAGAGCAUGCGCAUAAGCCCCCUUUUUUUCAACAAAGCGACGAAAUCUAUGGUCGGCACCAUAGACUUAGACGAAUCGGAGGCGGCCUCAUGCAGGGGAGCCGAGCGGGCCUUUUCGAGAGAGGCUUUUCGUUGUUCCUUAAGGGCCGGGAGUGGAGAGAUGGCAGAGGUAGCAAUGGCUGAUUCUUCUGCAGUUGGUACGCCACUGUUGACUGAGCAACUUCUUACAAAGGACUGCAAUGGGCUUGAUGUUUCAAAAGCCCAGGAGCAUCUAACAGUCUGUAAGCCAGAGCCUAUCUGUGUAGAGGUGAGCUCCACAGUGCUGCCCCCUGUCUGCCCAGGCACAAAUGACAGAGAAAAAGGACUCCCUAGCAAUAGUGCAAUCUACAGCCUGGGUGCCAAUCAGUGUUUUCACUGCCUGAUCACCUUCCCAGAUGAGAAGUUCAAGGAGCGGCACAUGAAGCGGGAGCACCCGGAGGACUUUGUUCAGGCCAAUCUGCGUGAUGCUCUUUUUGUCUGCUUCAUAUGUAACAAGGCCUUUGAGAGUUCUCGUGCACUCAUCUGCCACCAGCGGGGCCAUGCGCCAGCCCCGCCUUCUGACUCUACUGACUGCUUGCGCCCUACCUUUGACUGCCAUGACUGUGGCCGCCGCUUCAGCCAGUUGGCCAACUACCAGCGUCACCGCCUGGGCCAUGCUGCGGGCCACAGCUUGCCUCACCAGUGUCCGGACUGUGGCAAGAGCUUCCGACAGCUUUCAAACUUGCGUCGGCACCAGGCUUUCCACCAGCAGACCCAGGAGUUGCUGCCCUCCCUCCCCUAUUCCUGCAUGGAGUGUGGGGAGAGCUUUAACCAGGAGGCUGGGCUGCAUGAACACUACAUCCGCCAUGCCCGUGGGGAGCUCUAAUAUAAGCUGUAGCUUCGUAUCUAUUCCCUGGAUCCAGGUGGAGGCAGGAAGAUGACAGGCAUUGCUGUGUGAGAUGCAGAGCCAGAAUGAGGCAAGGAACAGGAUUGACGGGUCCUUUCUGGUUGAGAAACAGAAGGGGGAAGUCGCUGUUUUUAGGAGGUGUUACAUCUGGUUUUGCUCCAGCCAGGAAGAAUAGUUGGUACAGGGAUAUAAGCAAAGCUGUAUUUUCCUUAUAGGAAGUGCUGUCUCCAUAGAGUGAGGAUAACUGAAGGGCUGAGGAUGGGAAUAUUCACUUUUAGGAGAUGCUGACUUCCACCUAGUUCAUGGCAAGAUUUGCUGCUGGUCAAAGGGGUGGGAAACUUCCAUCAGUAUUUUGCCUUUUCUAGAUGCUCGGCUGUCAUGAAGGGCACACUUUUUGCACUCCCACCUGCCCAAGCUUGGAAUUUCUGGGUAGCCUUGCAGAGAACCUGCUUGCUUCCUGCAGAAGGUUGGGAAGAGUUAACUGUUUGAGGGUGCAGAGUAGAAGUUAAGUCAGCCGAUUAAACUUUACAAGUGCUUUUUAUAGGGAGAGAAUUCAAGUGAGAAGAUUCACUUGUUUUUUAAACCUGAACUAUACACAGCUUUGGGUUUGAGCCAACCCCUUCAUUUGUGAGUAUCCUGAUUGGAUUCUCUACUCAAGUGAGAGAUUGGGAGGCAGAAGACCAGUGCUCCCCCCCGGGGGGUACUGAAGGUUACGCAAUACAAGCACCUUUUCUUUUCCUAAAGAAAAGCACUGGUUAAAAACAUGGCACUUAAUGUAACAACUUCAUGGUGAAUACUGGCACUUUUUCCUUUUUUUUUUUAGAAGCACUGCAGAAGACAGUAUAAAUUAUGUUCCUCAGCUCUGUGUACAAUACCAGAAGCACCUCUUAGGCUCUCAAUAGGCCAGCAGUGGAGAAUCUUUUUCCUGUUGAUGGCUGCACUCCCUUGAGGGAGGGAGGCAGAGUCAAAAGUGGGCAGGGCCACCUCUCUCCUCUCCUUCCUUUUCCUUCCCCUCUCAGCAGGCUGCUGGGGGAACUACUUAUCUGUGCUUCCCAGAGAUCUGAGCCAGUGUAUUGCAGUCUCUCUGCUACCUCCAUCCAUUUCAGCCUUCCUUCUGUAUUUCCCCCUUCCUGCCCUCUUUCCCCAGACAUUAGGCUGCAUGAUAUUCUGCUGAAGUCCGCCGAUUACCCACUCCUGACACAGACAUUGCCAUUUAUGGUGAGGUACCAAACUGCGGGAGGCAGUGGAAGACAGGAGUGCCUGGUGUGCUCUGGUCCAUGGGGUCACGAAGAGUCGGAGAUGACUAAAUGACUAAACAACAACAACGAUUUCUCCAUCCCCCUCCUUGUCCCUCGGGGAAAACAUAUGCCUUGAAAAGAAAAUGGUGGAGCGGUAUAUACUUACACUCCAGUGUGUUUGCUACCCAACAUGGAGCAGAUUAUGCUGGCUCUUCUGGCCAGUGCAAUGUGUUAGAAACUUGACAGCCCCAUGCUGUCCACUUGGUGGCACUGCCAGCUAGAAAUUGAAAGCAUAGUCUCCAUUCCAAGGCACCUAACACUAAAAAAUAAAUCUCCUCUGUACUGAGUCACUAUAUAUACUGAGUCAUUGGUCUGCUUGGCCCAGUACUGUUUUUGUCAGCUGACAUUUGAGAACAUUCUCAAAUCCCAGAUCCUUUUAAACUGGUGAUGAUGCGGAUGGAACAUGAGACCUUCCGUUCUCCCGAAACUGAGCUGUGAACACUGCUAAACCAUGCUGGAUCACAUGGAAAGGCUUUUGCUCGCCCAAAUAGGCACUUUGGCCCCUCCCGCACUAUAACCUGCCGUGUUAUAUGGCUUUAAAUUGUCAUGGCUUCCUCCCAAAGGAUCCUGGGAACUGCUGUUUAUUAUGGGUGCUGUGAGCUGUUAGGAGAUCUUUAAUCCCCUCACAGAGCUACAUUUCCCAGAGUUGACUAGGGGGAGGGAUUGAUUGUUAAACCACACUGGGAACUGUAGCUUUGUGAAGGGAAUAGGGAUCUCCUUACAGCUUUCAGCACCUAUAACCAAGUAGGAUGUUUGGGGGAAGAUCUAUGACUGUUUAUAGUAGUAAAAUACUGCUUAUGGAGCCUCAAAUUCAGUUCCUGGUCCUUUUCAUUUUAUAAUUAUUUUUUCCUGAUAAUAAAACAGCUCAUGAUUUCUUUAUUUCCCCACUAAUGCAACACUACUACUACUACUACUACUACUAGUUAUUAAUGAUGACUCUUUCCCAUUAAAAUAAUUUUUGUGGGUGUCUUGAGAGAGCUGUAUCCCCAUUUAUAUAAUAAUACUAAUAAUAAUAAUACUAAUAAUAAUAAUAAUACUAAUAAUUUAUUAUUUAUACCCCGCCCAUCUGGCCGGGUUCCCCCAGCCACUCUGGGCGGCUUCCAACAAAACAUUAAAAUACAGAAAUCCAUCAAACAUUAAAAGCUUCCCUAAACAGGGCUGCCUUAAGAUGCCUUCUAAAGGUCUGGUAAUUGUUGUUCUCUUUGACCUCUGGUGGGAGGGCAUUCCACAGGGUGGGUGCCCCUACUGAGAAGGCCCUCUGCCUGGUUCCCUGUAACUUAGCUUCUAGUAGCGAGGGAACCGCCAGAAGGCCCUCAGCACUGGACCUCUUGUCAUUGCACUUGUCAUUGCCAUUAUUCAUAUAUUACUACAGGGCUAUACAAAUACCUGUGCUAGAGGAGCACAGCAGAAAGCUCAGUAUGUGAAUUCGUAAAAUAAAACUGAAAAAUGUUAACAGUGAUUUGCGUGCACACAUCUAAUGUGGGGUAAUGAGUUGUUGCUUUUUACUCAUUGAUUACACAAACACUAGCCAAUAGGUGCCUGUCAUACUCUCAGCCACAUUCCACCCAGCACAUAAUGGAUGUUUUAGCGGGAGGACAAUUGCUUAGCAAUGAAAUGUGUCUUAAAAGCAGGGAAGUAUGCUAUGCCCAUAAAUAGUAGGGCUACUAGAAGUGUCUGGGUGCACGUCCCAAGUUCUGUCUUCAUCCAUCUUCAGGUAGGGCUUGGAGAAGCCCUGUCUGAAAUCUUGGAGAGCUGUUUCCCAUCCAUCUAGGCAAGACUUAACUGAGAUGGACCAUUGGUUCUGACUCUGUAGAAGGCAGCUUCCUAUGCUCCCCAUAUUUACCUGCGUGGGACUGUUUUGUUCUCCUUCUGCGCAAGCGAACAAGCCAGGAAGUCAGUUAGCCACACACACACACACACACACACACACAGAGUCCUUUCCAGAUCAAAGCACACAACCUGUUUUUUAAAGUGCUUCCUUGAUGGCACACAUAGCUAAUCAGAAGUACUUAAAUAGAACCUUGAUCUCCUCCGGAAAUAAUGAUUUAUGUUCACCAACAAGAAAAUAAUGUUUGGAUUUGUGUGGUGUCACAUUAAUGUAGGAAAAGACAAGUCUAGCAUGCUUUGGGAGGGAGAUGGAUGGGUAGGAAGUCACCAGUAGCCUGCUCCUAUCUGAGCCAAGAGCUACAGUAAGUUUCCCCAAAGUUUUAUGGCAAUAUUGUGAACUUUUAAUCAAUAGUGGCUUCUGGGAUGUAUAAAUAUAGCUACUGGUCUUUUUAAGUUAAGG